Aspergillus terreus NIH2624 is the source of this 2769-nucleotide messenger RNA. RefSeq names its product exo-beta-1,3-glucanase Exg0 (gene exgO). The transcript is spliced from 2 exons. Bases 1 to 2769 code for a protein of 922 amino acids. The record is from RefSeq and is a predicted model, not a curated record. NCBI's taxonomy places the organism in Eukaryota, Fungi, Ascomycota, Eurotiomycetes, Eurotiales, Aspergillaceae. Gene Ontology annotation, molecular function: polygalacturonase activity.
AUGGCGUCCUUUCGCUCCCUCCUCACCUUGCUACUCGCGCACCUGUCCCUCCUGACCUUCGUCCAUGCCGUACCCACUCCUCAAGGACUCGAUCUGGCUGCGCACGUCGCCGUAGCCUCGUCCGACUACUGGGUCGCCAACAUCAAGCGUCAAGGGACUGUCGCAUUUGGCAACAACACCGACUACAAGGUCUACCGCAAUGUCAAAGACUACGGAGCUACUGGCGAUGGCUCCACCGAUGACACCGCCGCCAUCAACAAGGCCAUCGCGGACGGAAACCGUUGUGGACAAGGCUGUGACUCGUCCACUGUAACUCCCGCCCUGGUCUACUUCCCUGCCGGCACCUACGUCGUCUCCAAGCCCAUUAUCCAGUACUACUACACCCAGAUGGUGGGCGAUGCCCUGGACCUGCCCGUCAUCAAAGCCGCCGCGGGCUUCACGGGCAUGGCCGUCAUCGACGCCGACCCCUACACCGACGACGGCUCCAACUGGUACACCAACCAGAACAACUUCUUCCGCGCCAUUCGCAACUUCGUCAUCGACCUGACCGCCAUGCCCCAGGGCUCCGGCGCUGGCAUUCACUGGCAGGUCGGCCAGGCCACCAGCUUGCAGAACAUCCGCUUCGAGAUGAUCAAAGGGGGCGGUGAUGCCAACAAGCAACAGGGUAUCUUCAUGGACAACGGCUCCGGUGGCUUCAUGAGCGACCUGACCUUCAACGGUGGCAACUACGGCAUGUUCUUGGGCAACCAGCAGUUCACCACCCGGAACCUGACCUUCAACGACUGCAACACCGCCAUCUUCAUGAACUGGAACUGGGCCUGGACCUUCAAGUCGCUCAACAUCAACAACUGCAACGUCGGUCUGAACAUGUCCAACUCGCCCCAGAACCAGACCGUGGGCUCCGUCCUCAUUCUCGACAGCCAACUGACCAACACCCCUACCGGUGUCGUGACCGCCUUCACCCAGAACAGCAUUCCUACCGGCGGUGGUGCUUUGAUUCUGGACAACGUCGAUUUCAGUGGUUCCAAGGCCGCCGUUGCAGGGAUCGACGGAAACACCAUCCUCGCUGGCGGUUCUGUCGUCAAGAAUUGGGUCCAGGGUAACACCUACCGCCCCGGCAACUCCGUCCAGAAGCGGGCUAUGCGUCCCUCUGUCGAAGUGGUGACGGAGACGGUCGUGGAGACCGUCUCCGUGUGUCCCGCCGGCCAGACCGAGCCCGCCAGCACCGUGGUGCCGACCUCGACCGCGGAAUCCACCCAGCAAACAGACCGCAUUGUCUUCCCUACCCCGGCGGGAUCGCUCUCGCAGCCCGGCUUCGAUUUCCCCGGGACCCAGUCGAACGAGCCCAGCAAGCCCACUGCAGCGGUGCCCACGACCUCCGCGCCGGAGGUGGUCACCAAGCCCUCGACCACGAUCAAGCCCACCUCUACGGCUGAAACCAAGGGCCCGGCGGAGACCACCGUCCCCGCCCAUCCUUCCCACACCAAACCGACCUCCACCGCUACGGCCGUGCACGGGAGCGGCCAGUGCGCCAGCAAGACCGUCACCAAGACCCGCCUGCAGACGGUCGUGCCCGGUGGCGACAAGCCCAAGGCUUUGCUCACCGGUGGAGACAAGAUCUUCGAGCGCUCCAAGCCUCUGUACGAACAAUAUGCGGCGUCCGCCUUUGUCAGUGUCAAGUCUGCAGGAGCCAAGGGAGACGGUGUGACCGACGACACCGCCGUCAUUCAGAAGGUCCUCAACAGUGCAAAGGAUGGACAGAUUGUCUACUUCGAUCACGGCGCCUACAUCAUCACGGACACCGUCAAGGUGCCCAAGAAUAUCAAAAUCACCGGUGAGAUUUGGCCCCUCCUCAUGGCGUACGGCAAGAAGUUCGCCGACGAGCAGAACCCCAUCCCCAUGCUCCAGGUCGGUGAGCCCGGUGACCAGGGCUCUGUGGAGAUCAGCGACCUGGUCAUCGAGACCAAGGGUCCCGCGCCCGGCGCCAUCCUGAUGGAGUGGAACGUGGCGGGGGCGGAGCAGGGAUCAGUGGCCAUGUGGGAUACCCACUUCCGCAUCGGUGGCUCUGCAGGCACCGAGUUGCAGAGCGACAAGUGUUCCAAGACUCCGAAGCAGACGACCACGCCCAAUUCGGAGUGCAUUGCCGCGUUCAUGCUGCUGCACGUCACCGAAAAGUCGGACGCCUACAUUGAGAACGCCUGGUUCUGGACGGCGGAUCACGACCUCGACCUCCCCGACCACAACCAGAUCAACGUCUACAACGGCCGCGGUGUGUACAUCGAGAGCCAAGGGCCCGUAUGGCUGUACGGAACGGCCUCGGAGCACAACCAGCUGUACAACUACCAGGUCUCGAACGCCCGCAAUGUCUUCAUGGGUCUGAUCCAAUCUGAGACGCCGUACUACCAAGCCAACCCCAACGCUCUGGUGCCAUUCACGCCGCAAACCAAGUGGAACGAUCCCGACUUUGCGUCCUGCACGACCGAUGCCUGCCGCAAGGGCUGGGCGCUGCGGGUCAUGAACACGACGGAUCUGUGGGUGUACGGCGCAGGUCUGUACAGCUUCUUCGAGAACUACGGCCAGACCUGUCUGAACUCGGAGUCGUGCCAGGAGAAUAUUGUCGAGGUGGACUGCUCGGACGUGCACAUUUACGGACUGAGCACCAAGGCCAGCGUCAACAUGGUUACCUCGUCCAACGGACAGGGACUGGUACCAGAAGACGAAAACACGAGUAACUUCUGUUCGACCAUUGCACUGUUCGAGCAGAGCUGA